GCGCUGUGGAAGUUGCGGCGGCCACGCAGUUCCGUGGUUCAGAGGAUCACCAGCAAGCUUUUGUCUUAGACGCGCUGCCCUGGAGAAUGGCUUUCCGUGCAGCUUACCUUCUCUUUGCAACUUCGGCUGUGGCAGUUCCAGAUGUCCCUGCCUCCGAGUGGUGUGCUUGGGUCCCGCCAAAUGCCUUGAAAUAUGUCAGUAACUGCAGCAACACGACUGCAAGUCUACCAGAAAUCAAGAAGGGCUGUGCCGAUUGGUGUCCCUGGGUGCCCGGGCCAUCGUGGAAAGAAGUCCCCCAUUGCCUGACCUGCAACGCGAGUAGCCCUCAGGGUGCAGUGGCUGAGACAGAGCCAAGAUCGGGCUUGAAGGUGAAGGUGGCAGCCCCUCUUUGGUGCCGUACCAUCCCACCGGGGAGCUUGCAAUAUGUGAGAGGCUGUGGACACAGCCCUGCCAUUGCUUCGAGUUCUCAAGGGCCCUGCCUUAGCUGGUGCCAGUGGGUGCCCGCACCUUCAUGGCAGUACACGGGUGACUGCCGAGGCUGCGGGACUCCGGGGGUUGCUAGUGGGCCCGCACCCGCACCGCCCACGCAUGCGCCGCAUGCGCCAGUCUCAGCACCCAACCCCAACGGGAAAUGCGACCAGUGGUGCGCCUAUGUCCCGAGCCCGUCGUGGCAGUACACCCCCGAUUGCCAUGGCUGCGCCAUGCAAGGUCCGGGGCCCGGGCAUGGUCCCGCUGCCACGCCGGGCGACUCCACGACUCACACGAGUUGUGCGAGCUGGUGCACUUGGGUGCCGACUCCUUCCUGGCGGGCGACCCCCGAAUGCCAUGGCUGCUCUGACGGUCCAAGACCCGUCCCUACACCCGCGCAGACUGGCAACGUAAGCUGCAUGAGCUGGUGCCAGUGGGUCCCAACUCCUUCCUGGAACCAGACUUUGAACUGUCGAAACUGCUCUUCUCUCUCGGAGCCGGAGGGAGCCACGGAGACUGUCGGGAAUGAGACUUGCCUGGGUUGGUGCCAGUGGGUGCCGAAGGCCUCGCGGAAGUACACGCCUGAAUGCCGUGGCUGCUCAGGAGUGCCUGCGGGUCCCAAGCCCGUCGGUCCUGCACUGGCCAACAUCAGCUGUGCGAAGCAUUGCAAGUGGGUGCCUCGCGCCUCCUGGCAGACCACUCCAGACUGCGGCAGCUGUUCUGGAAAUGUCUCUUCCCCUCUGCCAGCGGGCCCUACAGCACCGAUGAACGAGAGCAAUGCAACGAAUACAUCUUGUGUGGACUGGUGUCAGUGGGUCCCCACUGCUUCAUGGAACCACUCUCGCGGCUGCCAAGGCUGCUUUGGGCAAGAGCUGGACGGACCCUUUCUGCCACAGAGCGGGAGCAACGGAAGCUGUGUCGGAUGGUGCCAGUGGGUCCCGAAGGCUUCCUGGCAGUACACCCCCGACUGCGGCCUCUGCUCUGGCCGAGUCCCUUCCGUGAAGCCCGAGGGCACCGUCACCGCGACGCCCCAGAACGGCACCUGCGUGAACUGGUGCCGGUGGGUGCCCCACAUGUCCUGGCACUCGACUCCGGAUUGCCUCGGCUGCUCCGGCGCCUCGGAGCUCCGGCCCGACGGUCACCUCAGCCCGAGUCCCGUCGCAGAGUGUGCCAGCUGGUGCCAGUACAUGCCAGCCGCGUCACAGCAGUCGACGCCUCAGUGCCGUGGCUGCUCUCAGGCUCUCCUUUUCACCUCCAGCGUUCGCUGCCGGAGGAUUCCAAAGAAAUUGAAGAUGGCAGACUCGAAGGUAGGUUGGAAUGAUGGCCUGCUCAUCGUGUCCCUCAUGUACAUGUGCGUGGACAUCCAGUACGAGUGGGAGGGCUUCAGCAGCUGCAAGCGACCCAUCCACAAGUGGCUGCUCCUCAGCUACGGCCUGGUUGUCAUGUCCCGGGUCGUUCACGUCUCCGGGGCCUUGAUGUCCCAGAGCUCGCAGAGCGAGAGCGAGUUCAUGCUGAACCUGCGUCAGAAGAGCACCGUGGUGCGGCUGCUGCUGUCGCUGAUGUGGUUGGUCAUCCUCCCCGCCUUUACGAUCUGGUCGGUGGUCGGUACCGUGUGGGUCUACGAGGUGAUGACUUGCACCCCCGAGUGCCUUCCGGGUGGUGCUCACUUCUGGUUUCUGAUCGUUUGGCAGGCGCUGAGCUACUUCUGGAUCAUCGUCCACUGUGGCUUGGGUCUCGUCGCUUGGUACCUCGAGAGAAGGCUCCGCCGUGCCGAGGGCGACCUGAGGCAACUG
Molecule: messenger RNA, 2261 nt
Organism: Symbiodinium sp. CCMP2456
Lineage: Eukaryota; Dinophyceae; Suessiales; Symbiodiniaceae
Source: the annotation of a GenBank genome assembly